CACAAUACCGGCGGAAAAACCCCAACUAAAACACCAUGUUGUCUGCCACUAGAGCCUUCACUUUAAAAUUCUCUCUUCCAUCUUUCGCAUUCUCCACCAAAACCUGCAUGGAAUCUCCACCCAGAAGCCCUAAAGCCAACAUUUUUAAUUCUUCUUGUCGUUCUCCUUCAAGGAAAGCUGACGCCAAAGACACAGGCUAUGCAUCUAUAACGUUGCAGGAAUGGCAGGGUUGGGGCACUACAUCGCCUGUACCAGCUAAGGUUUUGGAAGUUGUUGAGGAUUUCAAGCUUUUGGAGAAAGCCAAUGAUGCCCAGAUGACUUUUGGUGGAAGCGGGGGCAAACUUCAGGGUGAAUUUAAAAUUCAAGAGGACAAGAAACACAGAGCAACAUAUGAGGCUUUAGGUGAUUCUGAAAAAAAGAUUCAGUUCUUUUCAGCACGGCAAAUAGCUUGUCGUGUGCUUGGAAGUAGAGAUUAUCUUUGCCAGAAGUGCUGGCUGCCUCUGGAAGAAGAUUGCAUGUGUUCAAAAGUCAAACACUCCUCUCUAUGGCCUGGUGUACGUUUCUGGUUGUAUAUGCAUCCAAAGGAUUUUCUACGACAAAACAACACUGGAAAAUUGUUGUGGCAAGUGUUUGGAGUUCAAUCAGCUACUUUAUGCUUGUUUGGUAUUCCUGAGCAUGAAGAAAUCAUGUGGAAUGCAUUCAAGCUUGCAGGAAAGGACAAGGUUUGGUGCCUUUAUCCCAACAAAAAUGCAGUUACAAUGUCAGUUUACGAUGCUUUUGGUCAAGGAUUUUCAGCUGAUUUGGAACACUCCCCCACUGUGAAAAAUGAAGACAAAACCUUGAAUUUUGUUUUGAUUGAUGGCACAUGGAGUAACUCUGCUGCAAUGUUUAGGCGAUUAAAGGAGCAAACAAAGUCAGUUUGGGGAGAGGAGGACCUUCCUUGCAUUUCCCUGGUUACAGGUGCAUCUACUAUGCACAAACUUCGGCCUCAGCCAUCAUGGGAUCGUACCUGUACGGCAGCAGCAGCUAUUGGACUCCUCUCUGAACUGCAAUGUCUUCCAGGGUUCAAUUCCUGCGGAUUGGAUAAACAGGUGGAAGCAUUAGAGGACGCCUUAGUUGUUUUAUUAGAAGCCCUAACAGCUCGACGUCUUAGGAUGGGCAGGUCGAUAACCCGUAAAGUGAGACACAUCAGCAAUAUCUGUUAAGGACAAGCUAGGUAUCGUAUUCUUUAGAGUUGAGACAAAGUGUCCAAAUUACAGAGGUUUGUGCUGUGAAAUCAUUUAUCUUUUCAUAUACUUUCUUCUAGUAACUUCUUCCCUUAUUGACUGUUUAAAAAUGAAAUAUCCAAGUAGCAAAGCCACAUGAUUAGUGGAUAACAUGCAAAUGCUAUAUAAGCUGAUGAAUCUUAUUUAAAAAAACCAAAUUCAGCUUGUUUUGGUUUCUGUUCAUUUUUUUUUUCUCUUUUUCCUUAUUGCUUUCUCUCCAAUACACUUGAGCAUUAUAUCCAACGUAAACAUUAACAUAUUUCUUUUUUCAAUUACAGGUUCCCAAAUUUUGCUUCAGUAUGAUGCUAAUUUUAACCGGGUGUGAUUUUUACUCUAAUGAUGCGUCACAUGGUAGUUCUGCAAUGAUGUGGCUUAUACUUUCAUGUAGGUUCAUUUUGGAAUAGUUCUUCACAUUUUCGCUUAUAUUUCGGGAAAAAAAAGCUGAUUUUUGUUGUGCAACUGCUGCUAGUAUUAUAAAUCUGAGAAAACAUCUCUCUCACCAGCUGAAAGAAAUCUUUAAGUUGGAUACAUUUGCAGUCCUGAGAAGAGAACGGUUGACAUCUCAAUUGCCAAUGACCAAAAGCAGCUGGUAGGAUACAAAUACAAAAUAGUUUCAUAUUCUAUCUUUUAGAUUUGAAUGUUGAUUCAGUUUACUUAGAUCUUUACAUCCCAUAUUUCAGCAAUUUUGAUUCAUUAAACAUCAUUACAGCCUGAAUUUCCCUGUUUUCAUAGUAAAAAAAAAAAAAAAUCAGGAUGCUGACUUCAUGAUCAAGAGCAAUCCUUUAAGCCAUCGGGCACGCAGGCAUAUUAUUGUUUUUGCCAGUUGAUGCAAAUUGUACCCUACAUUCUAUCAAUAAGCUAACAAGAUUACCAUUUCUUCA
Manihot esculenta (cassava) is the source of this 2146-nucleotide messenger RNA. RefSeq lists its product as uncharacterized. The coding region runs from base 36 to 1205 and encodes 389 amino acids. The transcript is spliced from 8 exons. NCBI's taxonomy places the organism in Eukaryota, Viridiplantae, Streptophyta, Magnoliopsida, Malpighiales, Euphorbiaceae. The record is from RefSeq and is a predicted model, not a curated record.